AGUUGCACCUACCCUGGAAGCUAAUAGAUCAAAAAGAAAACAAAUUCAGUAAGCCACUCAAGUUCCCUAAAGUCACCUCAACAGCAGCAUGAGAUAUUUUGGAUACAUCUAAGAAUAUUGCAAAAUUGCCAAAAGGAAGAUCAAUGCUAGAGAUCAUGUUUUUAACUUUUGGAAUUCCUUCUGUUUAACAGACUCGAAGGCUUUAGAAUUAUUGUAGGAUUGCUCAUACAUUUUUCAUUGGUGAUUCUCUCUCAGAACAUGGAGAAAUUCCAGGAGCUUGCAUAGACAAAUAUUAAUUCAGUUUUUUGUUGGGUUUAUUAAGCGUCAUUGUUCUAUUGGAUCAAUGAGGUGUACAUGCUGGUCUAGAGGAAAUCGUUGUUGCUCACUGCAUUACAAUCACCGGUAUUGAUAAGAGAUCAUCAAGCAUUGUCUAUGGUAUUGAAUUAAUUCUAACACUCAAUCGUGUGGAUAUACUUUAAUGAGACAUAAUUCCGAGAAUACACAAAUUAAGUCCAAACAGGAACGAGUUAAAAUGGAAAUGAUGAUCGAAGGACACUUACGUUAAGCCAGUUUCAUAUAAGCCGAUGGUAUACGCAUGCGCACUAAGGUAAAAAAAAAGUUAGAAUUUGAAGACGCUCAUCAUGGCGGUCCUGCAGUAGUUACAAGCUCGUAAUGAGGAAUCAUUAUGUUGGUACGAUUGGAGAUUAUAUGCCUACUGUUGACCACUAUCCUAGGCUGUAUUCGGGUUACACUGCAGCUUCUUCACAGUGGUUUGGGCAGUGAGGAUGAAAUCCGUUUAGUAGAGGAUUUAUUUAAAAAGCAAGGGUACAACCCACUAAUCAGACCUGUCAAGAACCUGAGUGACAACGUUACUGUUAAACUGGGCCUGGCUAUAUCUCAAGUAAUAAAUGUGGACGAAAAGAAUCAAAUUAUGAAAUCGAACGUGUGGCUUCGUAUGCUAUGGAAUGAUUUUCAACUACAAUGGGACCCAGCUGAUUAUGGAAACAUUCCUUCCAUACGGGUACUCCCGGAGAAGGUAUGGAGACCAGACAUAGUGCUAUUCAACAAUGCUGAUGGUAAAUACGAAGCAACAUAUUCCCCUAAUUGUGUUCUAUAUAAUGAUGGGACAGUUCUUUGGAUACCUCCAGCUAUUUACAAAAGCUCAUGUACUAUUGAUGUGGAAUAUUUUCCCUUUGAUGAACAAAAGUGCGACAUGAAGUUUGGGUCGUGGACGUUUAACUCUGACCAAGUAAUGUUAGGGUGGUAUGAAGGGAAAAAACAAGUGGACCUUACGGAUUAUGUUAACAGCGGUACCUGGGAUAUAGUAGAUAAUCCUGCAGAACUGACCCACACGGACCAAAAUAAGAAAACCAUGAUCACUUUCACAUUGAAAAUCAGAAGGAAGACUUUAUUUUACACUGUUAACCUCAUUAUUCCUUGUGUGCUGAUAUCAUUCUUAUCUGUUGGAGUUUUCUAUGUUCCCGCUGACGCAGGAGAGAAAGUUACCAUGGUGAUAAGUAUCUUAUUGUCCAUGGUUGUGUUCUUAUUGCUUGUAUCAAAGAUUCUCCCUCCUACAUCGGAGACAAUACCACUCAUUGCCAAAUACUUACUAUUUACAUUUAUAAUGAAUAUAUUCACUAUAGUGAUUACUGUGAUUAUCAUCAAUUGGAAUUUUAGAAAUCCUCGGACACACAAUAUGCCCAACUGGGUACGUGUCGUCUUUCUCAAGUGGCUACCAACAAUACUAUUUGUAAAGAGACCAAAUCACGGAGAUAGAUGGCUGAAGAAAAUUCAAAAUAGGAAAAUAUCCUACCCAAGCUCUAACUACGACCCCAAAGCAUUUAAAGUGAAUGCAAACACUGAGCUAUUGGAGUUAUCUGAUAUGCAUCACCCUAAUUGUAAAAUGAACAGGAAACCUUCUCGUACAGAUGGGGAAGGUUUGAAUGGAAGACAAGACGAAUACCAUCAGUCAGUGUCUCCAGAAGCUCACAAAGCCGCAGAAGCAGUUAGUUUUAUAUCUCAACAUCUCAAAUUGGAAGAUGAAUAUAAUGACGUUAUAGAAGACUGGACAUAUAUUGCCUUAGUUAUUGACCGGUUGCUGUUGCUAACAUUUCUUUGUAUAACGAUAGGUGGCACUGUGGGCAUAUUAUGCAAAGCCCCACAUAUAUUUGAAUACAUAGACCAGGAUACAGUGAAACAACAACUAUCGGGCGGAGGCUAGGAUAUUCAACAACAAAUUGUAUGAUAAAAGUCUUCCAUAGUUGGUAAAAGAAGCCACAUGGUGACUUCAUUGAAUAGUAAUUAUGGACAUAGUUAUUACCAUGAUGUAUAUUGUACAGGUGCGAAAGAGCUCUUCACCUCUGUGAGAGCAUCUUCAUUUACUAUAGCAAACCGUCUAGCCGUGUUCAGGUCGUUUACAUACAUUGAGAGCAAUAACCGGGCAGAUCAUUUUUAGGAAUACUACUACUCUCUGAUGUUUUGCUGGUAUAAGAGAAGUACUGUCAAAGUAAAUAUGACAGCGAUCAUUUGGUCUUAAAUUACAUAUUUGUGUUAGAUCUCUUAAAUGAAUAAUAUUAUUAUCAUAUUUAGAACUAGGCAUUGAUAAAAUGAAGCCUAUCAUAUCAACAAAGCUUACCAUGGACAAAAUAAAAAAGUCUAAUUACAUCAUUUUUGGGUAAAGUUAAAUAAACAAGUAGAUAGUGAGCUACACUUGCAUUGCAUUGAUAUACUGUAAAUAAGAUUAUGUGUUAGAUGUGAUAAAUACAUAAGUUAAUACAUGUAUUUUCAUUAUAUAGAUUUCAUAUUUGUUACUCUAAUAUUAUCACCAAUCAAAAAAUUGGUAAUUUUGUGCAGCCAGCUUUAAAAACAUGAAUUUUAAAAAAUUGUAAAGACUUAUACGUAAUCUUUCUCUUUCAU
Molecule: messenger RNA, 2916 nt
Organism: Owenia fusiformis
Lineage: Eukaryota; Metazoa; Annelida; Polychaeta; Sabellida; Oweniidae
Source: the annotation of a GenBank genome assembly